GCCGGAACUCCUAGAGGGGAGGACCGGUUUCCACACGGAACCGAAUAAAGGUAGGACCGCCGGAGCAGGGAAACAAACCGAGCUUCCUGAAUAGACAUGGAUCCGGAGGAUGCCGAGCAGCUGGCGGCGGAGGUGCGUGGAAGGACUGCCGACGGCUGGGACCUUCUGCAGAUCGCCACGGGCACCGGUUUGGCCGCCUACGUGGUGUGGGCGGGAAUUCUCAUGCCUGGAUUCCGCAAAGUGCCUUUAAAACUCCAGGUGCCGUACAUCCCAGCAAGUGCCAAACAGCUAGAGAAUGUGAUGUUGCUACUGGAAGGCCGCUCUGGGAAGAUGGUGGAUCUAGGGUCAGGAGACGGCAGAAUUGUGCUGGAGGCCUACAGACGAGGCUUCAGGCCCGCCAUCGGUUACGAACUCAAUCCGUGGCUGCUGAGACUGUCCAGCUAUCGCGCCUGGAGGGCUGGGUGCUACCGCAAGGUUUCUUACCGCCGGGAGGAUCUGUGGAAGGUGAAUCUGUCCGACUGUGCUAAUGUCACUGUCUUCCUGGCACCUAGUGUGCUGCAGCUUCUGGAAAGAAAGCUGCUCACAGAACUUCCGGAUGAGGCCCGGGUGGUUGCUGGGCGCUUCCCACUUCCCGGCUGGAUGCCCACAAGCACGGCUGGGGACGGGCUGAACCGAGCCUGGGCAUAUGAUCUCAAGGCCGUACGGCAAGCCCAGCAGGACAAUCCGGAAGGAAGCUCAGUGUGAGAAGUGAAGACCAAAGCUGAUGGCUGCUACUAAGAGAAUGGACUCAACGGAGAGGCAGUGCGGCGUAGUGGUUAAGAGCCACCGGACUCUGAUCUGGAGGGCUUGUGUUCGAUUCCUCCUCCUGAAGCCAGCUGGGUGACCUUGGGUCAGUCACAGUUCUCUCAGAACUCUCUCAGCCCCACCUACCUCACAGGGUGUCUGUGGUGGGGAGAGGAAAGGAAGGCGAUUGUAAGCCGCUCUGGAACUCCUUCAGGUAGCGAAGGGCGAGGUAUAAAACCAACUCUUCUUCUUUGCCUAUUAAGGAAGGUAGGCCUUUUUUCAGCUCAAAACACCACGAAGUGCCAAUUGCAAAGGGAGCAAAACAAGACGAUGUGAUAAUUUGACAGGCAAAAGUCACAUCACAAGCCGAGGAUGCUGAUUCUGGGACUUCCCUUGAAUCUUUGCAAAAAAACAAACAAACCAGGGCGGGCUAAUUGAUUGGUUUUUAAUGUGAGCAGUUUGUUUUAAUCUGUUUGUAAGAAGCUCUUCCCACUUGAUGUCACUUUAUCCUUUGUACAAAAAGAUCAUCCCUGCCUACAGAAAGCAAGCAUGUCAGGGAUUGCCUGACAAGCUAGCUUUCUAGGUGCAAGGAAUGUGUGAAGUA
This is a messenger RNA of Heteronotia binoei (common prickly gecko), 1387 nucleotides long. RefSeq names its product adenine nucleotide translocase lysine methyltransferase (gene ANTKMT). Gene Ontology annotation, cellular component: mitochondrion. Gene Ontology annotation, biological process: positive regulation of proton-transporting ATP synthase activity, rotational mechanism; regulation of mitochondrial ATP synthesis coupled proton transport; peptidyl-lysine trimethylation. NCBI's taxonomy places the organism in Eukaryota, Metazoa, Chordata, Lepidosauria, Squamata, Gekkonidae. Gene Ontology annotation, molecular function: protein-lysine N-methyltransferase activity. The transcript is spliced from 6 exons. The record is from RefSeq and is a predicted model, not a curated record. The coding region runs from base 97 to 744 and encodes 215 amino acids.